Messenger RNA from Coturnix japonica (Japanese quail), 2238 nucleotides. Lineage: Eukaryota; Metazoa; Chordata; Aves; Galliformes; Phasianidae. The record is from RefSeq and is a predicted model, not a curated record.
CCGCCGGCCAUAACGGUAACGCAACGCGCGUGCCCGGUUGCCAUCACGACGGCUGAGACGCGGAGGCAGCAGCAUGUCGGAACAGAGCGACGAGGAGGGCGAGGAGGAGGCCGAGCCUUACCUGGGGGAGUAUGAUGGUGACCGCAAUAAUGAAGGUGAACGGCACGGACAUGGGAAAGCAGUGCUGCCCAAUGGUGAUAAGUAUGAGGGUGAAUACGAGCACAAUCUCAGAAAUGGGCAGGGGACCUACAGAUUUAAAUCUGGUGUUUGCUACAUUGGAGAAUAUCUUCAAAAUAAAAAGCAUGGCCAAGGUACAUUUUAUUAUCCAGAUGGAUCAAAAUAUGAAGGAAGCUGGGUAGAUGAUCAGAAACAUGGGUAUGGAGAAUAUACCUACCCAAAUGGAGACACCUAUGCUGGAGAAUGGUUUAAGGACAACAGGCAUGGACAAGGUACAUACACCUAUAAAGACACUGGAUCUAUGUAUGUUGGUGGUUGGGUAAAUGGAAUCCAGGAAGGAGAAGCAGAGCUUAUCCACCUAAAUCACAGAUACAGGGGCAAGUUUUUGAAAGGAAAUCCUGUAGGUGGUGGUAAAUACAUCUUUGACAUUGGAUGUGAACAGCAUGGUGAAUACAUACUGCCAGAAGAGGUUAAAGGGGAGGAAGAAGAUGAAGAAGAGGAGGAGUCUCCUUUACCUGCUGAGCCAACGUGGAAAGCAAAAGAAAUUACUAAAUUAAUACUCUGGGCACCCAACGAGGAAAAAGCACCUGCUCCCAGUGAAGCACCAAAUGCAGGGUUGCAUCCAACAAAGGAUGCAGAAGAUGAGCAAAUAAGGGAAGGGGAAAAUGAAGGAGGAAUGUACUAAGGAAGAUAGAUGAUUUUUGAACCUGAUGAAUACAUCAGUAUUGCCCAAAACUUCAGAACAUUAUAUCCAUCUUGGGAGAUAGUUAACAUGCUCAAACGUGGUCUUAGAAUCAUUUAUGUUGGAAGUGAAGUCAGGAACUACAGGCAGCUCUGUCUGUAUCCACUAUCACUGGACCACCAAGUAUAGAACCACAUUACUUACUGUAAGCUGUUAUCACUGUUCUCUGAGAUAUCAAGCUUAAAUCUCUCCUUGCCUGAUUUACAAACCUGUUGGCAGAGAUGCAAUUAUUCCACCUUGUUAAAUGGCUUCUGUAUUUCCUUUUUUCCUCGAAGAUUGACCUGUGGCGAUGAAAGUUGAAGCACUACCUCUAGUAACAGUCAUAUUACCAGCUGUUAAUCCCCAGGAUUAACAGUAGUUACUUCUAUUUUGCUCCCACAGGAGUAUAGUUGAUAGUCACACCAGUGAGCAAACAAGGAUGAAAGUUGAAGCACUACCUCUAGUAACAGUCAUAUUACCAGCUGUUAAUCCCCAGGAUUAACAGUAGUUACUCCUGGUUUGCUCCCACGGGAGUAUAGUUGAUAGUCACACCAGUGAGCAAACAAGGAGGUAAUGCUCAUUGGACAAGGUGAAUUUUGGCCAUGCUUCUGCAAUACUCACAAUCUGGUCACUUGUCAAGCAGAAAACCUCCCAUGACAGUAUAUCCGGUACAUGGACUAGUGUCUCUAUCCCCUAAAGGAGAAGGACCUCCAGCUGCUAACACUUGCUGUUUCUUUUUAGUGUUGAUGCUUCAUCUGGAGCCAGUUAGCUUGGAAGCAUCCAUUUACAGCCUCUGUUCCCCUCCCAUGCCUAUUGGGCCUCAAUACCAACUCUCCACAUUCAGGUCUGAGCAAGAAUGGUGUAACAUUUAUCCUGGUGCUGGAAGUUAUGAACUUUAACAAAGUCCCUCAGGGGAGAAUCCUUCCAGCAUUCCAUCCAGUGCAGCCUCUAGCCAUCCCUUCAACCUCACAAGUCCGGCUUAUUUCUCAAGAGAAGCCCCACUAAUACCUCAUUUGCCCUCCCUACUGAUAUACAGUCUGCACAUCUCCUACAAGUCCUUUAUGUGAUCAUGCAACAUCUAAAUCAAUACACAGAACCUCAUCAAGAGGCACCAACUCAGAUAGUGGAUGCAACAUCCCCCUGACCAAUCCAGGUAUAGGCUGACACUACUGAUAUGCCAAGGGUAUGCAGUUUUUCUUUUGGUGGAAGAGAUCAGGCCCAGUAGCUCGUGAGCAUUGAUGAGCACAGUCCCACACACUGAAGGAAAGUUUCUGCCUUCGCUCAGCACCCUAACAGUACCUUCCCCUCAGCCUCCAAAAAACAAAUCAAACAAAAAAAAA